AUGAGCGGGCUCUUCUCUCGAGAAAACAUCAACGGGAUCAUUAUUCCUUCGGUCCUGCUCAUCGCAGGCACCUCCAUUGUCAAGCUGGAAUGGGUUCCCUAUGCUGUCGCAGUGGCAGCGGUCCUUUCUGCCUGGAAGGUCUUCAGCAAUCGUCCGCGCAAGGUGUUGAAUCCCAAUGAGUUCCAGGAGUUUGUCCUCAAGGAAAAGACUAUGGUGUCCCACAAUGUCGCCAUCUACCGCUUCGCCCUGCCUCGUCCCACCGACAUCCUUGGCCUGCCCGUUGGGCAACACAUCUCUCUUGCUGCUACGAUCCCUGGUCAGCCGAAGGAGGUGGUUCGGUCCUACACUCCGAUCACGUCUGACAACGAGAAAGGCUACUUCGAUCUGCUCGUCAAGACGUAUCCGCAGGGCAACAUCUCCAAGUACCUUGACAACCUGAAGAUCGGGCAGACAAUGAAGGUGAAGGGCCCCAAGGGAGCAAUGGUCUACACACCCAACAUGGCCCGCCACAUUGGUAUGAUCGCGGGUGGAACCGGUAUUACGCCCAUGUUGCAGAUUAUCAAGGCCAUUAUUCGCGGCAGACCGAGGAACGGCGGCAACGACACCACCAAGGUGGAUCUGAUCUUUGCCAACGUCAACCCGGAAGAUAUCCUGCUCAAGGACGAGCUGGACCAGCUUGCGAAGGAAGACGACGGCUUCAAUGUCUACUACGUGCUGAACAACCCGCCCGAGGGCUGGCAGGGCGGUGUGGGUUUCGUGACUGCGGACAUGAUCAAGGAACAUCUCCCUGCGCCCGCCCCCGAUGUCAAGAUUCUGCUCUGUGGUCCGCCUCCGAUGGUGAGCGCUAUGAAGAAGGCUACCGAAUCGUUGGGAUACGCCAAGGCAAGGCCAGUCAGCAAACUCGAAGAUCAGGUCUUCGCCUUCUAA
Molecule: messenger RNA, 927 nt
Organism: Rasamsonia emersonii CBS 393.64
Lineage: Eukaryota; Fungi; Ascomycota; Eurotiomycetes; Eurotiales; Trichocomaceae
Product: Cytochrome-b5 reductase
Exons: 4
Coding region: 1-927 (308 amino acids)
Cellular component (GO): endoplasmic reticulum
Molecular function (GO): oxidoreductase activity
Source: RefSeq, a predicted model, not a curated record